Molecule: messenger RNA, 1262 nt
Organism: Panicum hallii
Lineage: Eukaryota; Viridiplantae; Streptophyta; Magnoliopsida; Poales; Poaceae
Exons: 1
Coding region: 447-1160 (237 amino acids)
Biological process (GO): shoot system development; root development
Source: RefSeq, a predicted model, not a curated record
UGUAGAAACCCGUGGGGUUGAUCGAACGACACGGUCUAUCACUUGACAUGUCUUGGGAGCCUGGAGGUGAGGCAAAGUCAACAUGCUGUUUGUUCUUCCACAGGCAACUUGUAUGUGAAUUCAAUGACGAUGAUCUGAAUCUGAUACUAAACUCGAUGGCCCUUCACCCGUGCAGUUCAGUUUGCCACCCACAAUGCAGACAUGACAGCCUCCUAAUCAAGCUCAUCCAGCGAUGCCUCUUGGGUUGAGUGGAUUCUGUUGCAAGUCAUCACGAUCACACAUGAGAAUGAUUCUUGCUGUCUGCUGGUUGGGCUGUGCAGUUGCUUCAACCUCUUUCCCUAUAUAAAGAGGAAAGCCAGAGCUGGGAAGACACAAUUGCAGAAACUUGACUUCUAUUCCAUCCUCCAGCGAAAACAGGCUUCAUAACUUUCCCUUCCCUUCCAAGCAUGGCCUUCCACCUGAGAUCCGCGAGUGUGCCCUCAAGCCCUCGCUCCAACGGAACCAAUGUCGAGGAACAGAUCCAGAGCCUGACGACGGCUGUCUCUUCUCCCUCUGCGAACAUCGAAACCAUAGUUGAUGGUCUGUCCAAGCUUGGGAGCAUCUACAGCUGCAUCGAUGAGCUCAUUUGCUUUCCCAGCAGCAAGUGUCAACAGAGGAAGGCAGUGGAGGAGGAGCUUGAGCGAUCUCUCGUCUUGCUUGACCUCUGCAGUGCCAUGCAAGAAAGCUUCGCAGAGCUCAGGACAAGCGUCCAAGAGAUGCAAUUGGGUCUCAAGAGAGGAGACGAUGUGGCUGUUCAGGCCAAGGCUCAGUGUUAUGCCCGUCUGGUCAAGAAGGCGCAGAAGCAGCUCAAGAAGAUCAACAGCAAGGUUGUUCUUGACACUGAUAGCUGCAGAGUGGUCAAGCUAUUGUCUGAAGCAAGAGAGAUUGCUCUAUCAAUGCUGGAAUCGACGUUGUACCUCCUAUCAAAGGAGAUCCUGAUGCCGAGUGCUAGCAAAUGGUCUCUUGUGUCCAAGGCAUUCCAGAAGAAGAGAAUCGCGUGCAAGGAGGAGCAAUUGCAGGUUUUGGAGUUGGGGAUUGUUGAUCUUGAGAGCGAACUCCAGAUUGUGUUCAGGAGACUGAUCCAAUGCAGGGUCUCGCUUCUCAACACUCUUAGCCUGUAGAAAGAUCAUACACCAACUCAGGUUCCCUGCGAUUAGCAUCCGCCUUUUAGAGGAUUGGCUGAUCAUCCAAACAAUUUUGAUGUAUAUAUGAGACAAAAUGUA